GAAAUAGUGUUGUAGGACACUUGAGAAACUUCAGAGAGUUUCUUCUCUAUACAAGUUCACUACUCUGUGCUUUGAUGUGCAAUUUCCUUGUGACAUGUACAAAAAAAACAUAUCUUGACAUGUAGUUUGGCUUUCUUUGAAUUUAAUACGAUACUAUCCCUCUAAAAUUUGCCAAAAAAUUUGUGAAAAAUGCCAGCGGUAAUCGUGGGUCCUCCUCAACGUAGCGAGCAGAUGCGUCAAGCACUGAAAGCUCACAUUACCAGAGAACGACAACGAAAGAAACAAGAACAAGAAGCAGAUGCAGAGGAGGAACGACAAAGAAAAGAGAGGGAACGUCAACAGAAACAAGAUGUAAUGACUUUAGGUGAGACUAGGGAACAAAUAUCGAAUCUCGAAAAUGAGCUGUCCCAUUUGAAAGAUGAGAAACACCAGCUGUUUCUGCAAUUGAAGAAGGUCUUAAAUGAAGAUGAUAAUAGAAGAAGACAAUUAAUUAAAGAAACAAAUGUUUGUUCUGAAGUAUUAACAGCGGUAGGAGGAUAUCCUGGAACAGGUCCUAGAGUAGUUCAUCCCCAGGUAUUUCUCCCCUUACCACGAAGCAGUAGUCCCCUUUAUAAAGUUGCUGUUUGUGCACCAACUCACACUUUAUUAUCGAGUGGUCCAUUGAAGAGAACUCACAGUCCUUCACCUCCUCCAAUAGCCUCUCCAUAUCAUGCUGUGUAUGGAUACAAACCACCCCCUUCAAUUCCAAGUUACAAUCACCCACCUUCCAAAUCUGAGGAAGCAGCUAGGAGAUCUGGCGAUUCCCGAGCUGUUCUAUGGAACAAGAACAGUCAAUACUCUGCCUCCAAUUUCUACUCUGCGCCCACGGGUCAAAGUGUCUAUAGUUAUUCCGCGGCUACUUCGCAACCAUCGCGAGAACCUGAGCCUGCCAAGUCUGUGUACCUUUCGGGAAACAGGCAAACUUUAUCAGCGCAUCAAACUGCAUAUGUGACAAACUUACAUACAUUGGAGCAUAAAGGCGCCUAUGCAGAAGAUAAAUUUUAUCUACGACCGAGCAGCCAUGUCACCGUCCAUGGCGGAGCUAUUCCUAUUCAACAACCGCCACAGGGAGCGAAAACGGGAGGAAUUACAUCAGGCUAUCCAGUGAGAGCGCCACAACCACCGCCUGCCCCAUAUCCGCCACCAGGUACUUACGUUAGUGCCUCUGGUGCUAACGUACCUGGACGGUUAUUAUACACUCAACCAGGUGCAAGAUAUCUUCAAAGAGAAGUAUAGAAUAUCGAUAAACACUUGCUUAAACUGAAAUAUCUCGACACAUUAUUUGUAUAUAAAGUUUAUAUUGUACAGUCGUCAACCAUAUUACAGUAUUCAAAUAUAUACAUUUGAAGUA
Hylaeus volcanicus is the source of this 1390-nucleotide messenger RNA. RefSeq lists its product as uncharacterized. Gene Ontology annotation, molecular function: transcription coregulator activity. Lineage: Eukaryota; Metazoa; Arthropoda; Insecta; Hymenoptera; Colletidae. Gene Ontology annotation, cellular component: transcription regulator complex. Bases 190 to 1275 code for a protein of 361 amino acids. The transcript is spliced from 8 exons. Gene Ontology annotation, biological process: regulation of transcription by RNA polymerase II. The record is from RefSeq and is a predicted model, not a curated record.